Messenger RNA from Saimiri boliviensis boliviensis (Bolivian squirrel monkey), 372 nucleotides. NCBI's taxonomy places the organism in Eukaryota, Metazoa, Chordata, Mammalia, Primates, Cebidae. The record is from RefSeq and is a predicted model, not a curated record.
GAAUGAUUUACAGCAAUGAGGAAUUUGUACAUGAAAAAUGGAUAAGGCUUUGCAUUAGUUUAUUGCAUCACAGCACAGUCCACAUUUAAAGAUUUACAAGACCCGAGAGAACAGAUUCUUCCAGUUAAAGACACUGAUGAUGUUCCAGUUAUUCUUGUUGGUAAUAAUUGUGACUUGGAAGAUGAAAGAGUUGUAGGGAAGAAACAAGGUGAAAAUCUAGCCAGACAAUGGAACAACUGUGCAUUCUUAGAAUCUUCUGCAAAAUCAAAAAUAAAUUUUAAUGAGAUCUUUUAUGACCUAGUGCAGCAAAUUAACAGAAAAACUCCAGUGCCUGGGAAGGCUUGCAAAAAGGUGUCAUGUCAGCUGCUUUAA